Messenger RNA from Ectocarpus sp. CCAP 1310/34, 986 nucleotides. Lineage: Eukaryota; Phaeophyceae; Ectocarpales; Ectocarpaceae. The record is from the annotation of a GenBank genome assembly.
AAAAACACACACACACACGCGAUCAAGAGAAAAACAAGACACACACUCACGAACAGCGGAUAGACGCAACACAAACGCGGCGCGCGUGCUGCUGCAGACCCGAAGAGCUGUACGCAGCGCAGAGGCGCACCAUGCCUUGUGCGGACGGUGAGCUGUGCCACCAACCAGACAAGACGCCGCAAGCCCCUCAUGGCCACGUCUGUCAUGGAGGAUGUGGCGGGCGGCUCCACGGCAACUGCGGCAGCAUGGUUGGCGACAUCGAAACAAGGCGAAUCUGCUGCUCGUGCGUCGCAAGAGCUGGCAAGCGCAAAGAGAUACCAGCUGAGGGUGCUGAGGGUGCUGGGGCGGGACCAUCUCAACGCCCGACGAAGAAGAAAUUUCUUCCGGCUGCGAUGAGGAAGAUGAAACGGAAGAUGGCGGUGGCGGUGCCUGCCAUAGUGCAGGGAGAGGCCGAUGAUGAGUUUCCUGAGGUACUAUUGGGCGUGGUUCGCUUGAAAAAGAUGGACGUCCAACUUGCGGACAACCUUGGCGCCAACGAGGACCCUGAGGAUGAUGAUUCCUCGGAGGACGAGGAGGACGAUGAAGAGGAAGAAAUCGACCAACAACUGAACCCCCUCGCCCUUGCGGGCGAAGGCGAAGGCGACCAGCAGGGGGGGCAGGAGGAGGCGACACUCGCGGAGGGGGCGGCGGUGGCAAAGCAGCAGCACCAGGCGGGGGCAACUGAAGCGCCACCACCGGUUAGGCGGAGGAGCAGCGGCACACCAAUGGACGCGGAGGUUUUCGUGGUGCCACCAGGAGGCGGAGCGCAGGGGGGCGAUCCAAUUACAUCUCCAGGACUGGAGGGCGUGUUCAUCGACUCGGGGCACAUGCAUGGCCUUCGUGUGCGAGGGUCGAGCUACCUGAGGGACCGCCGCAAGAUCUCCGCCGGACCAUCCUUCGGCACCCUGGUCCGCGCAGAUCUGUUUCGGGUGGACGGGGCAAAGUGA